AUGAAGCUCGUCAGAUUCCUGAUGAAAUGUGCGAACGAGACGGUUACGAUCGAGCUCAAAAACGGAACGAUAAUUCACGGCACCAUCACAUCAGUCUCACCUCAGAUGAACACGGCGCUGCGCACAGUAAAGAUGACUCAACGUGGCCGCGACCCUAUCUCUCUCGACACCAUCAAUCUGCGAGGAUCGACCAUCAGAUACUACAUCCUCCCGGACUCUUUGCCGUUGGAUACUCUCCUGAUCGAUGAUGCGCCGAAGCCCAAGAAUAAAGCCAGAAAGGAGGUUGCAGACAGAGGCGGUGCCAGAGGCGGACGAGGUCGCGGGGGGCCAAGAGGUCGUGGCGGAUUCAGAGGAGGACGUGGAAGGGGUGGCGGCAGAGGCUUCUAG
Messenger RNA from Drepanopeziza brunnea f. sp. 'multigermtubi' MB_m1, 387 nucleotides. RefSeq lists its product as uncharacterized. Lineage: Eukaryota; Fungi; Ascomycota; Leotiomycetes; Helotiales; Drepanopezizaceae. The record is from RefSeq and is a predicted model, not a curated record. Gene Ontology annotation, molecular function: RNA binding. Gene Ontology annotation, cellular component: U1 snRNP; U4 snRNP; commitment complex. Gene Ontology annotation, biological process: RNA processing; spliceosomal snRNP assembly.